Molecule: messenger RNA, 750 nt
Organism: Calliphora vicina (urban bluebottle blowfly)
Lineage: Eukaryota; Metazoa; Arthropoda; Insecta; Diptera; Calliphoridae
Exons: 5
Coding region: 1-708 (235 amino acids)
Source: RefSeq, a predicted model, not a curated record
AUGCAACAACAAUCGGCCACAAGUUUGACGCAUAAAGUAUUUGCUGCCAUUGCGGUGCCUUUGGAUUUACCACAUCGUAAUGUUUUUGUUUCCUAUAAUUUCGAAGCAAAUUACAAUUUACCAGAGACUUGGAAUAUACCACCAUAUGCGGUAGGCGUUGAGGAGGAAGAUCUCUUUGAAGAUGCAGCCAGAUACAACAAUGGCAAAGACUGUGCCAACUGUACGUCGACAUCCUCAGAAGAAGGUACCGUAGAGGAUGUAGAGGAAAAUGAAGAAGAGUAUGAGGAUAGUACGACAACAACAGCGCCCUCAGGAAAUGAAACGGAUACUAGUAGCAGAAGAAAAAGACGAAGGAGACGCAGAGAAAUACCCUCACUAUUGACUAGGACACAUUUCUAUCACAUUUUAAUUGAUAAAUUUGAGAGAAGUGGCUUUGAGGGUGAACCCUGUUUGCUGCGUUUAAUUUGUGAAACAAAUGCUUCGGAAUUGGGUGAAAUCAAUGGUGUAUUGGGCAAUUUAAUACACAUUUUGUUUUCCCCUACUACCUCCAAAAAUGAAAAUUUACCUUUGGCCUAUUAUCAAGCUGAAAUAGAUGGCCUGCACGAUCACUGCCAUCAUUACGAGGAAGUGUGUUCGGAAAGUAUAUUGGACUUGAUAUCAACACCCAUACAUGAAUUUAUUGAACAAAUGCAUAACUUGGGAAAAUGAAAUGGAAUGUUUGGAUAAAAUAAAAAAUUUUAAGAAAAUAAA